AUGCCGGCAACGGUUGACCCCCACGACUAUCCCUGGAAUUUGACGGCCGCUACCGUUGACCACAUUUGGCCCCCGGAAUGGCUGAACUCAAAGACCAAUCCGAGUGUCUUUUGGCCGCUCAGACACGAAGUGCUGUAUAUUAUUAAUAGCGAUAUUAGUAUUGACGGCACGACUUCCCUGUUGUGGGCAAACAUUGGAUCCAUUGAUUGGUAUCACAAUAUGAACAGACAGUCCAUUAGUCUAUUGGAAGUGCACUUCAUUAGUAUGUUUUACGACAAAGGGUCAGUCUAUGCUAUCGGCGACCGACCACUCGAUGGCGACUACAAGAUAUACAUCUAUGUCCUCACGAUUGACAGCGCAGGCGAUCGGCAAAUGAGUGAUACCAAUGUGAAUUUGAAAGACUAUUUUCUAAACGACAACAAAAGCAAAGCCGAGACACAGUUCUUCCGAUUCCUCUUCACUAAUGACUCCUCUAUUGUAAUAGGAGUGAGUGAUGGCAUUCACACUGUCAUCGGAAACUACCCUAACGUCACGGAUAGUGACUGCGGAGUGGGUUGGGAAUCGAGGCUUUUGAACGACAAGUGCUUCACUUAUCACAAAACCUCAGGACUCAGUCGUAUAGCCAAUGGUAGGGAUACCAAAGCGGGGGAGACAUCAUAUGCCGCUUAUAUAGAAAUCUUACUGUAUUCACCUAGUAAUCAUUGCAACGCGUCGAUAUACACGUGUCCGUUCACAUUCAAUAUACGUAUCGGUGUUGUGGACAGGAACUCAACGCGUGGGCACAACUGCGGCGCCGCGCGGGUAUACCCGCACCCGGACUACAACCAUGUUUUGGCUAAAACAACGCCUGAUAUCGCACUCAUCCGCGUAAACACUUCCAUACCAUUUACCGAUCGACUGGCCAUUACUAACGCAUGUCUGCCGGCCAGAGGUUUGGUCAACACGGGGUCGGAGUACGCGCUGACCACCGGAUGGGGUAAUAAAGGUGGGGGCCGUCUGUCGCCCACAAUACGUCAAAUGGGUUGGGUUCGCAUUGUGCCGCCCGACCCAAACCUAUUUCCCACUAAUCAAACGCAUGUUAUAUACGGCCACAUU
Molecule: messenger RNA, 1095 nt
Organism: Medioppia subpectinata
Lineage: Eukaryota; Metazoa; Arthropoda; Arachnida; Sarcoptiformes; Oppiidae
Source: the annotation of a GenBank genome assembly